AUGGUAUUUUUGUGGAAGAUAACUGAAGAAAACGGAGAAACAAAGCGAUCUUUCAUUAAGCAAGAGUGUAUCAAUUUUGGAUAUGAAGGUUCUUAUCCUGCUUAUACUUCAGCUUCUUCAUCCCCAUCAACUGUCACACAACCUUUACCAGGACAACCACCAUUACCUCCUAUGCCUCCUCCUUCUAGUGGUGUUCCACCACCUCCUCAUGUAUUUGGACCUGUGCCUUCCCAAGUUACACCAUUACAAGCAUGGACACAUCCUCCUGCACCAUGGCAAUGGAUAACACCUCAAACAUCACCUUUACCACCUCCACCUCCACGUGAUAUGACUCCAAGUUCAUUUCAAAGAGAAAUGCCUCUAAGAGGUAACUACAUGAGACGCGAAAGAUUUACUCACAAUAAGAGUAAUAUAUUUGUUCAAAGAAGUAAUUUUCAUCGUAAAAAUAGAAGGCUUGCAAGGUUUGGACAAAGUCAGUGUCAGUUUGAUCAAGCAGCCUAUUUUGGUGCAACAUUAAGUAAUAGUCUUGGUUUGGAGUGGCAAAGAAAUAAUUACACUACAUCUACAGGUGAUACAAUCAUGAAUCACAUGCCUGUUCCUCUUCCUAAUCAUUCUUUACCUCCUAUACCUCCAGGUAUUUUGACAAGUAGGCAUGGAGAAGAAACCUCAGAUCAGGAUGUUAAAAUUGUUUUGGAGGAAGUUGUUGUUAAAAAGAACAAACAAAGGAAACCUAUGUCCCAAAGUUAUCCUAGUCGACCAUGGAAUAGAGAAGAUGCAGAAAGAGCUUUGAAAAUUGAAAAUGAGUACAAUAAAACAGUUAAAGCUCAAAGUUUAAUAAUCAAGUUUCCAGAUCCUGAUCUAAACAAAGAUAUUGUUAGAGAAUUUCAUCCUGGUAUACAGAAUAUUCACUUUCAAAGUCCUAGUGGUCCUAGAUAUUGUUUCAUACAGAUGGCAGAAAGUGUUGAUAUUGGUGAAGCCAUAAAAGAGUUGGAAAAAAUACCUUUUGGAGUAGGUCAUUUAAAAGUUGAAAGAAAAUCCUUAAGGGAUGAAGAUAAUCCAAUGCCAGAGGAAAUAGAUCCUUACACAUUAUACAUAGGAAAUUUGCCAGAAUCUGUUAAUGUUAAUGAAGUAAAGAGUAAGUUUCCAACAGCUGCUCGAGUAGAUGUAGGGUAUGCACAGAAAAUGAGGAAUACUCGAUAUGCUUUUAUAAGGUAUAACAGUGUAGAUGAAUCUAUAUCUGCUUAUAAACAAGCACAUGAUUUAAUGUGGGAUACCAGAAGUAUUAUUGUUAGGUUUAGAAGGCAGCGCGGUAAUACUUGUCUUCCUGGAGAGCCUAAACCUAAUGUUAAAAAGGUCAAAGAAGAACCAAAUAGUAAUUCACAAGUAAAGAAGGAACAAAAACCUAAUCACACUGAUAAAAAUGCGGCAAAAUUGGAAACUAAUGUAGAAAAUAGGUUACAAGAUAAUUCUAGUAAAGUGCAAAAUAAAGCAUCAUCUCAGGUUCAAGAACAAAAUGCAAAUGUGCAAUCGUCUUCUUCCCCUACACUAACUUCAAUUGCAUCAGCUAAAUCAGCACAACAACAACAACAACAACCAUGGACUGGUAAAUUACCUCAAAUACCGUCAGCAUCUGAAGCUCCUCCACCUUGUUCAACUGAAAGAGAUUCUGUUACUGAAACCAUAAUGCUUACUGAGAUUAAGGAAGAGCCAGAAGAUUAUGAAGAAAUGGAUACAUCAUCUAAUAUUCGAUCUGAUGAUGAGAUAGAUGAUGAUGUGGAUGAUGAUGAUGAUGAUGAUGACGACGAAGAGGAAGACGAUUCAGAUGACAAUGACGAUAAUGAAGACGAUUAUGAAGAAGAAGAUGAUGAGGAAGAUAUAGAUGAAAAUGGAAGCUUAUUAUUGGAUGACAAACCGAAAGAAAUCGCAAAAGAUACCGAACCAUCCGAUCAUCUUGACCAAAUGUUCAGUGAGUUGGAUAACAUGGCUGGUGAUAUCGGUUUUUAAUACAUUUAACAAGUUGAACUCCCAC
Messenger RNA from Habropoda laboriosa, 2029 nucleotides. RefSeq names its product protein painting of fourth-like (gene Pof). The transcript has 6 exons. Lineage: Eukaryota; Metazoa; Arthropoda; Insecta; Hymenoptera; Apidae. Gene Ontology annotation, molecular function: RNA binding. The record is from RefSeq and is a predicted model, not a curated record. The coding region runs from base 1 to 2004 and encodes 667 amino acids.